Molecule: messenger RNA, 1655 nt
Organism: Theobroma cacao (cacao)
Lineage: Eukaryota; Viridiplantae; Streptophyta; Magnoliopsida; Malvales; Malvaceae
Product: putative serine/threonine-protein kinase
Biological process (GO): protein phosphorylation
Molecular function (GO): protein kinase activity; ATP binding
Source: RefSeq, a predicted model, not a curated record
UUUUUUAGAAUUGCUUAUAAAUUUGUCCUGGAGAAGCACUCCAAAGUCCUCGUUUUAAAAGUCAAAAUCCAUAGGCAUAAAGCUUGUGUUCUCAUUCCUCUUUCCUUUUUAGCUGAUACUUGUGUUCCCAAAAUCCAAAGCCUUAAUGUACUUGAGUAGUUGCAUACCUGUAGAGUUUCCUCCUCGUAGCUGAUUACCUUUCCAAGUAACAUAAACAUCUUACUUCUGGAAUUGAGCUUUUCUGGGGGGGGGGGCAAAGUUCAAGGGUUCAUCUUUCUUCUGGAAUUGAGCUUUUCUGGGGGUGGCAAAGUUCAAGGUUUCCCAGGCAGGCCAAAGACAUGAAGUUAACUUCCUGUUUCUCAAAUUGUUUUUCUUCUGCAUCAGAAACCGCCAUCGAUAGAGGAGGACCGGAAGCCGAAGAAGAAAAUGAUCAGAAUUUUACUGUCUUCUCUUAUAGUGAGCUGAAAGCUGCCACUCAUGGAUUCUCUGCUUCAAACAAGAUCGGAGAAGGUGCCUUUGGCUCUGUCUACAAGGGCUUGCUUAGAAAUGGUAUUGUCGUGGCUGUAAAAAUGCUUUCAGUUGAACUUGAAUCGAUGCGUGGGGAAAGAGAGUUUGUAUCUGAAAUAAUUACACUUUCCAAUCUUAAACAUGAAAACCUUGUUACACUUAAGGGGUGCUGCGUGGAUGGAGCUAACAGAUUCUUGGUUUACAAUUACAUGGAAAAUAAUAGCCUGGCGCAGAUCUUACUAGGUGGAGAGCAAAACAGAAUCAAACUUGGUUGGGAACCAAGGCGAGCUAUAUCAUUAGGAGUUGCUCGAGGGCUUGCCUAUCUUCACGAGGAAGCUAAGCCACACAUCGUGCACAGAGAUAUUAAGGCUAGCAACAUACUUCUGGAUCAGAAUUUGAUACCAAAAGUUUCAGAUUUCGGACUUUCAAGAAUUCUAAGAGAUAAUGUUACUCACAUUAGUACUCAUGUCGCGGGCACAUUAGGCUAUCUUGCUCCAGAGUAUGCCAUCAGCGGACGUUUGACACGAAAAACAGAUGUUUAUAGUUUUGGGGUACUACUUUUGGAAAUUAUCAGCGGGCAGACUGUUGUCAAUUAUGAUUUAGAGCAUGGUGAACGUUACUUGGUUCAGAAGGCAUGGGAACUCUACAGGGCUAACAGCAUUCUGCAAUUGGUAGAUCCUAUAGUAGGUAUGAACUACCCUGAAGAAGAAGCGGUUCGAUUCAUCAAGGUGGGCCUCCUUUGCGUUCAAGAAACAGCCAAGCUCCGACCAGAAAUGUCAAGAGCCGUGAGAAUGUUGACUAAUGACAUCGACAUCGAAGGAGUUCAAAUUUCACAGCCUGGUCUUGUUUCUGAUCUGAUGAAUAUCAAGUUAGGACAGAAGACCACCUUUCCGAGCAUUUCCUCUAAAGCCUCAAGCAUGGAAAGCUCGCGCAGCCCCCCUAGUUCAUAUUCUUGACUUGCUGGCUCUUGUUCGUUUGGGGUUGUGGAGAACCGUCGUUUUUUCUUUGUUCCUGUAGGGAAACUACUGAUUGUUUGGUAUACUAUUUAAACAGUUCCAAUACAGUUCUGACGAUAUUGUACAAAGAAAAGAAAUAGAAAUAUACCCGUUUCCACACCAUAUACAAAGAAGGCGUAUUGUAGUUUCUUA